Molecule: messenger RNA, 2560 nt
Organism: Alligator mississippiensis (American alligator)
Lineage: Eukaryota; Metazoa; Chordata; Crocodylia; Alligatoridae
Gene: HMGB1
Product: high mobility group box 1
Exons: 5
Coding region: 172-819 (215 amino acids)
Biological process (GO): regulation of transcription by RNA polymerase II
Cellular component (GO): nucleus
Molecular function (GO): DNA binding, bending
Source: RefSeq, a predicted model, not a curated record
UACCAGCGCUGAGAGUGUGAGGAGGCUGCGUAUCGAUCCCGCUCUCAGCCAUUGCAGUGCAUUGGGAUCCGCCGCGACCCAGACCCAGCAGCAUUGGGGGCCAGCGGCGGCCGGCGAGUGGCUCUGUGGCUGGGCGAGCGCGGGCGGCAGUGACGCGGAAAAUCAUCAAAAAUGGGCAAAGGUGAUCCUAAGAAGCCGAGGGGUAAAAUGUCUUCAUAUGCCUUCUUUGUGCAAACUUGCCGGGAGGAGCACAAGAAGAAGCAUCCAGAUGCUUCGGUGAACUUUUCAGAGUUCUCAAAGAAGUGUUCAGAACGAUGGAAGACUAUGUCUGCUAAGGAGAAAGGCAAGUUUGAAGAUAUGGCAAAAGCUGACAAGGUUCGUUAUGAAAGAGAGAUGAAAAAUUAUGUACCACCCAAAGGGGAAACAAAAAAGAAGUUCAAGGAUCCAAAUGCACCCAAGAGGCCUCCUUCGGCUUUUUUCUUGUUUUGCUCUGAGUUUCGUCCAAAAAUCAAAGGUGAAUAUCCUGGUCUGUCCAUUGGAGAUGUUGCAAAAAAGCUGGGAGAGAUGUGGAACAACACUGCUGCAGAUGAUAAACAGCCUUAUGAAAAGAAGGCUGCUAAACUGAAGGAGAAGUAUGAAAAGGAUAUUGCUGCAUACCGGGCCAAAGGAAAGACUGAUACAGGCAAAAAGGUAGUUGCCAAGGCUGAGAAGAGCAAGAAAAAGAAGGAGGAGGAGGAAGAUGAAGACGAGGAUGAAGACGAAGAGGAGGAUGAAGAGGAGGAGGAGGAGGAGGAAGAGGAUGAUGAUGAUGAUGAAUAAGUCUCUUUUAGAGCAAUUUCUUUCUUGUCUAUAAAGCAUUUAACCCCCCUGUACACAACUCACUCCUUUUAAAGAAAAAAAUUGAAAUGUAAGGCUGUGUAAGAUUUGUUUUUAAACUGUACAGUGUCUCUUUUUUUGUAUAGUUAACACACUACCGAAUGUGUCUUUAGAUAUCCCUGUCCUUAGUGGUAUUUCAAUGGCCACUAACCUUGCCUGGUACAGUGUGGGGGUUGUAAAUUGGCAUGGAAGUUAAAGCAGGUUCUUGUUGGUGCACAGCACAAAUUAGUUAUAUAUGGGGAUGUAGUUCAUUUUUCAUCUUCAGUUGUCUCUGAUGCAUCAUAAAAAUAAUUGUUGUUCUGUUAACUGAAUACCACUCUGUAAUUGCAAAAAAAAAAAAAAGUUGCAGCUGUUUUGACAUUCUGAAGGCUUCUAAGUAAAUACAAUUUUUUUUAUUAGUAUUGUUGUCAUUUUAAUAGGUGCCCUUGAAAAAUCAUAAUUUUUCUUUUUUGAGGGGAACUCAUCUUUGCUUUAUUAAGUAUGCCCAUUUGGGAUCACGUGAAUAUUACAGUUUUCAUCUUUUCAUAUAACCAGCUGAUAAACAAAGCUUUGAUCUGCAUACCCUGCAUAAUCAUGAUAGGGUAGGAAAAGAAAUAUACAGGCAUAUGUUAAAAGAAUAUUCUUCCGUAACUGGAAACAAAAAAAAAAAUUCAAUCUCAACAAACUGAUAUUUGCUCAGAUUUUUGUGAAAUGUAAUAUUCUAUUGAGUUGCAUAAGUUUACCAGUCUUGGAGAGUUGAGAAGUAUAGAGUUCAAUUUUACAGCACGGAAUACUUCCAAUAAAUAAUAUGCUGUUAAAAAAUUCUGUCCUAGAAGGACUAAUAAGGUGUCCACCCAUCCUGGUGUGGAGGGAAUUUACAUAUGUGACUCCAUUACUAUGUAAUGAAAGUUGUAUUUGUAAAUCUCUGAACACCUGAGAUGAGCAUACCCCUAAAAUGUAUGACGUUAAACAUAUAAAAUUACCAUAUUAAUUUUCUGUGACACCAUGUCUAGUGAUGGCCACGGGCUUUAUACCAUGAAACUCUCCUGGUAGAAAAUGGCCCACAAGAAAGGAUUUUACUUUCUAAGGUUUCUAUAAAUGGUACCAUUAUUAUUUGUUAAAUCUAUGUAAAUUCAUAUUUGUAUUCUUAAAAUUCUAGUUUUAGCCCUUUAAAAAAGUUGUAUAUUGUCUCAAAUUGAAAAUGAGAUAAGAUGUAUUUUUCCUGUUAGGUUUUAUACCGCACUCUUGAUGUCUGCCCAUUUAUAAGUUAAAUAUAGCUGUAUGGAAAAGUACAUUUUAUUAAAUUUUGCAUUAAAAAGCGAAAUGUUUAACCAGUAUACCAACAACGUCUAAUUUGAUCAAAUAUAGUUCUCUUCCAAAACCAAAGUGAGGUCUUUUUGCAUAUUCAGUAAAACUUCAAGUGCUGGCAACUGUAACUAUUUUCACAAUAUACCUGCUUACCAGUUUGGGGGACAAUUUGGCAAUUUUGUGGUUAUAAAAAUUAUGGUUCUCUUAAGUGCCAGUGUUUAAAAAUAGCAUUCUUGUAAUUUUACACGCUUUUGUGAUGGAGUAUUGUUUUGUUAUACAAUUUUGACUUUCAGAUUCUUAUUUCAAUUUGCAUUUGUUUAUGUAUAACUUCAGGAGAAAUACUGAACACCUGAAUCCUGGAUGAUACUAAUAAACUAAUAAUUGCAGAGGUUUUAAA